Alexandromys fortis (reed vole) is the source of this 1932-nucleotide messenger RNA. RefSeq names its product transmembrane protein with EGF like and two follistatin like domains 2 (gene Tmeff2). Gene Ontology annotation, molecular function: protein binding. NCBI's taxonomy places the organism in Eukaryota, Metazoa, Chordata, Mammalia, Rodentia, Cricetidae. The transcript is spliced from 10 exons. The coding region runs from base 411 to 1535 and encodes 374 amino acids. The record is from RefSeq and is a predicted model, not a curated record.
AGCGCGAGAGGCGGCGGCUGGGUUGCGGGGCGCUGUGAUUGUCCCUCCACCCAGUCUAGUCGCGCGCCUCUCUCCUGCCCGCUGGCUGCCUCCUCUCUGCCUCCUGGUUUCUGUCUCCUGUUCCUCCUUUGCCCCAACCCUGUUCCUUAUGGCAGCAGCUCCCCGCAUCUGGGGCGAAGCUUCUCAGCGGACUAUCCUCUCGCUCCCGGGGCUGAACCGGGUUACUGGAUGUUGCUGAAACUCCUGAGAUCAUGCACUCCUUUGGCCGCAGCCCCAGAGCCGGCUGUCCCUGCCGCCGCCUCCUCCUCUGCUGCCGUGGUCCGCGGGAUGCUCAGUAGCCCGCUGCGUGGCCCCCGCGAUCCCGUGUUCUUCAGAAGCCUUUGGUUGCUGCAGAGUUGCGCGAAGUAGUCAUGGUGCUGUGGGAGUCCCCGCGGCAGUGCAGCAGCUGGACACUUUGCGAGGGUUUCUGCUGGCUGCUGCUGAUGCCGGUGACGCUGCUUAUCAUAGCCCGCCCGGUGAAACUCGCUGCUUUCCCUACCUCCUUAAGUGACUGCCAAACGCCCACCGGCUGGAACUGCUCCGGUUAUGAUGACAGAGAAAAUGAUCUCUUCCUCUGCGACACCAACACCUGUAAAUUUGACGGGGAAUGUUUAAGGAUUGGAGACACUGUGACUUGCGUCUGUCAGUUCAAGUGCAACAGUGACUAUGUGCCUGUGUGUGGCUCCAAUGGAGAGAGCUACCAGAAUGAGUGCUACCUGAGACAGGCUGCCUGCAAGCAGCAGAGAGAGAUACUUGUGGUCUCAGAAGGAUCCUGUGCCACAGAUGCGGGAUCGGGAUCUGGAGAUGGAGUCCACGAAGGCUCUGGAGAAAGCAGUCAGAAGGAGACAUCUACCUGUGACAUUUGCCAGUUCGGUGCGGAGUGUGACGAAGACGCUGAGGACGUCUGGUGUGUAUGCAACAUUGACUGUUCUCAAACCAACUUCAACCCCCUCUGUGCUUCUGACGGGAAGUCUUAUGAUAACGCGUGUCAAAUCAAAGAAGCAUCAUGUCAGAAACAGGAGAAAAUUGAAGUCAUGUCUCUGGGUCGAUGUCAAGAUAACACAACUGCAACCACUAAAUCUGAAGAUGGGCAUUAUGCGAGAACGGAUUAUGCAGAGAACGCUAACAAAUUAGAAGAAAGUGCCAGAGAACACCACAUUCCUUGCCCGGAACAUUACAAUGGUUUCUGCAUGCACGGGAAGUGUGAACAUUCCAUCAACAUGCAGGAGCCAUCUUGCAGAUGUGAUGCUGGCUACACUGGUCAGCACUGUGAGAAAAAGGACUACAGAGUCCUCUACGUUGUGCCCGGCCCUGUCCGAUUUCAGUACGUCUUGAUUGCAGCGGUGAUCGGAACGGUUCAGAUCGCUGUCAUCUGCGUGGUGGUCCUCUGUAUCACAAGGAAAUGCCCCCGAAGCAACAGAAUUCACAGACAGAAGCAAAAUACAGGGCACUACAGUUCAGACAACACCACAAGAGCAUCCACAAGGUUAAUCUAGAGGGAGCAUGUUUCCCAGUGGCCGGACAACUGACAGCUUGGACUACACAAUACAGUAUUAGAGACAAAAGAAUAAGACGAGAUCUACACAUGUUGCCUUGCGUUUGUGGUAAUCUACACCAAUGAAAACAUGUACUACAGCUAUAUUUGAUUAUGUAUGGAUAUAUUUGAAAUAGUAUACAUUGUCUUGAUGUUUUUUCUGUAAUGUAAAUAAACUAUUUAUAUCAAUCACACAAUAUAGUUUUUUCUUUCCCAUGUAUUUGUUAUAUAUAAUAAAUACUCAGUGAUGAGAAAAAAAAGGCAUUCUUAAAUUUGCAGUAAUUUGUAGCUGUAACCCCUGUCCAGCCGACAUAGGCUGUGCAGACAGCAGGCUUUCAUCCUCUGUGCAGCUUCAGACA